Molecule: messenger RNA, 382 nt
Organism: Dentiscutata erythropus
Lineage: Eukaryota; Fungi; Glomeromycota; Glomeromycetes; Diversisporales; Gigasporaceae
Source: the annotation of a GenBank genome assembly
GAUCUUGUUAUGGCCGAAAUAGUUAAAGUCAACAUAGAUAAUAUCAAUUAUACUAGUGAAACCGAUGUUAAUAAUAUUGAAUAUGCUAACGAAGCCAAAGAUACAAGCUUUAUAACAGAAGUAGUUAAUAUCAAUCAUGAUGAACUCAUUAAUAAAGCCGAAGAUACUAAUUUAUCAAUACCUUCCAAUGAAGUUGCAAAAUUUACAGAAAAAAUUAAAUUAUCUGAUAACUCAUCUGAAGACUCAUCCGAAGGCUUAUCUGAAGACUCAUCCAAAGAUGAAGUUGAUAGUGACAAAGAAAAUCAAGUGUUCAUACUGCUGAAUCCUAAAAAAAGGCGCGGAAAAGGUCGACCACCAGGCACUAAGCGGCUUAAAUCAGCAU